Capsella rubella is the source of this 1907-nucleotide messenger RNA. RefSeq names its product agamous-like MADS-box protein AGL65. Gene Ontology annotation, molecular function: DNA-binding transcription factor activity, RNA polymerase II-specific; RNA polymerase II cis-regulatory region sequence-specific DNA binding; protein dimerization activity. The record is from RefSeq and is a predicted model, not a curated record. The transcript has 12 exons. Bases 494 to 1654 code for a protein of 386 amino acids. Lineage: Eukaryota; Viridiplantae; Streptophyta; Magnoliopsida; Brassicales; Brassicaceae. Gene Ontology annotation, biological process: positive regulation of transcription by RNA polymerase II.
CUCUAACACAGAGCACACGAUUCCGUUGGUCGACGUCUUAAGUUCCCCAGCGAAAUCGAAGGUUGUCCCUUCGUCUGCUUCUGUGAGCUUUCUCUCUGUUCCACCAUUAAUCUUUCCCCUUUUUCUCUUAUUCAAACUUUUCUUCUUCUUCUUCUUCUUCGGGACAAAUCUUUUUCUCGUGCCUUUUUUUUUUUUUCUUCCUCCUCCAUGAUCUUUCUCUUCUCUGUGACUUCGCCUCCUCUGUGCUCAUUUUCAUGAAUUCUUCUCUUGUUUCGACGCAAAGACCCAUUUUUUUAUCUGUUUCUGCUGCGAAAGACCCUUUUUUAAACAUAAUAUAUUCCGUUACAGUGAAUUUUGUUGUCUAAAGAGAGACUCUGUGUCUUAAAACCAAUUUCACCAUUUGCUCAAUCGUUCCUUUGACACUUUGAAAAGAGGGAGUAAUUUAGAAUCAAUCCCUUGCAAAAAGUAAAAAAAUAUUAUCUGGUGAUUGAAGAUGGGUAGGGUUAAGUUGAAGAUUAAACGACUUGAGAGCACAAGCAACAGGCAAGUUACAUUCACGAAGAGAAAAAAUGGGAUAUUGAAGAAAGCCAAAGAGUUAUCCAUUUUAUGUGAUAUUGAUAUUGUUCUUCUUAUGUUUUCUCCUACCGGAAAGGCUAUUGCUUUCCAUGGAGAACACAGUUGCAUUGAAGAGGUUAUUUCCAAAUUUGCGCAAUUAACUCCACAAGAAAGGACAAAAAGGAAACUGGAGAGCCUUGAAGCAUUGAAGAAGACUUUUAAGAAGCUGGAUCAUGAUGUAAAUAUACAUGACUUUUUAGGAGCAAGGAAUCAAACUAUUGAGGGUCUAAGUAACCAAGUAGCGAUUUACCAAGCUCAGCUUAUGGAGUGUCAUAGGAGGUUGAGUUGUUGGACGAACAUCGAUAGAAUAGAAAACACUGAGCACCUCAAUUUAUUGGAAGAAUCAUUGAGAAAAUCAAUUGAAAGAAUCCAGAUUCACAAGGAACAUUACGGAAAGAGCCAACUUUUACCAAUAGAAUGUACCACAACACAGUUUCACAGUGGGAUACAGUUGCCUAUGUCGAUGGGAGGUAACAGUAGUAUGCAAGAAGCUAACUCGAUGUCUUGGCUUCCUGAUAAUGAUAACCAGCAAACAAUCUUACCUGGUGAUUCCAGUUAUCUUCCUCAUAGAGAGAUGGAUGGUUCGUUUCCCGUUUACUCAAGCUGCUUCUUUGAGUCUACAAAACCAGAAGACCAGAUAUGCAGCAACCCGGGACAACAGUUUGAACACAUAGAACAACAAGGAAACGGUUGUUUGGGUUUACAACAACUUGGAGACGAAUAUUCAUAUCCAACACCGUUUGGUUCUACUUUGGGAAUGGAAGAAGAUCAAGAGAAAAAGAUAAAGUCUGAAAUGGAAUUGAACAACUUGCAACAGCAGCAGCAGCAGCAACAGCAACAGCAACAGCAACAACACCAGCAACAACAACAAGAUCCUUCAAUGUAUGAUCCAAUGGCUAAUAAUAGUAGUGGCUGCUUUCAAAUUCCUCAUGAUCAAUCCAUGUUUCUCAAUGAUCAUCAUCAUCAUCAUCACCAUCAUCAAAAUUGGGUUCCAGAUUCAAUGUUUGGUCAGACUUCUUACAACCAGCAACCGAAUUAACUCAAAACAUGGCUAAUGAACGUAUGAAGACUGGACUUAUGUCUGACCAAGAACUAGUUUGAUCUACUGCUACAGUGUCCAAGAUAAAAAUAUAUAUAUAUAGAGAGAGAGAGGGUGUACAUGUUUUUGUAUGUAUGAGCUUGUGUCGUAUACUCAGGGGAGUUUUAGGCAUUUUGUGUAUAAGAGAUAUUGUCUAGGAACCAUAUACUUUACAAGAAUGAUAAAUAUAAUUAUCAAUAUAUUGUUUCUUAUA